UGACACACAAUGGUUGCGCGGGCGCCGGCACGCGAACACACGACGCAAAAGUCAUUCCGUUAGUCGGCUACUGAGACGGCUUCACUUUCCAUCAAGCAUCUCGGUCAACGAAAAAAAUCGAAAUAUUACGAGUCUUAUCUUUGAACGCAUCGCAACUUGACGUUUGUUUCGGCGGGAAAAUUUUCAACAAAUAUGAAAGGAUUAAUAAUUCUUUUAACCCUGUGCUUGGUGUUUACAUCCUGUGAAAUGAAAAAGAAAAAAGUGAGGGAUUAUCCAACGGAGAAGCAGUUGACAUUGCAAAGAAAGGAAACGACGCCAGUGGACUUCACGAGGCUACUGGUGAUGAGAGUUGUGUAUGGUGUGGCGAAGAUGAUGGGCUUCCAAGAGCAAGUUGGUGACGUGUUGAACGGUGCUUUAGUUCCACCGGGUGCCGACGAUGAUGACGAUGAUGACGAUCUGUUUGGUGAUGACGACGAUGAAGGCGGUAUCUUUGGUGGUGAUGACGAUUACUAGUAAUUUGGAAAAGCAGUUUUUAUGCAUUUGAUUACUGUGGUUAUAGUCAACAAACAUUAAGUACUAUACUUAUAUUGACCGAGAUAUAGACCGUGAAUACUAUUUUGUUUUUUGUCAAACUUAAAACAUUAAAGUUAUUUGUUUCAAAAGUGCUAAUAUUGAUGCCCGGUCAAGCAAAAGAUUUGUAAGUAUAGCGAACUCCGAGCGUUGCGAGUGGUUAGAAAAGUGGAAUCUUGAUUGUGUGUUAAGUAAACGUAUAAUAACGUAUGAUGUGUUAAAUAAAAUAUACUAUAUCACUAGAAAAAAAAAUGAAACAUUGUCACCGAGUGAACACAACAUUGUUUACCACAACAACACAAAAAAAAUAUUAACUGUAAAACACGAAACUAAAUAAAAUUCAUCAAUUUAACAGACAUUCAUGAUUCCAAAUCUUCAUUAAAAUGUCAAUUGAAUUAACCAGCUUAGGACAUCAAGUAAAAUUUGCAUGAAAUUACUUUCGACUCUUGUGGAUAAAAUGAAGCGUUCUCAGCGGUUUUCGAAGUAUCAAGAAACCCUUUUCCGGUUGGUCUGGUGAAAACAUUGUUUAAAUAUAUAAUUGUAUAACAAAUAACUAUUUAUUUUACAGGAUUUUUUUUUUUUUUUGAAAACGUAGUAACUGUACCUACGUUUUACACACAAAAAUGAUUGCGUCUUUUUUAUAAUCAUUUACUUACAAUUACCUCAUAGUUAUAGUAUUUAUUUUUAUGAGGAAACCGAAUUAUUUUAACAGCGUAAUCCUCAUCAUAUUAGAAGAGUGAAAUAUCAUAUAAACUUUUCUUGAUUUGUGCCUAGAAUGUGCCUAUACAUAUUUCAUGAGUAUAAUAUAAAUAUAAUUUGAAUCUUCAUCAUAAUUAGAAUCAGGAUUUUGAAUCUUCAUCAUAAUUUGAAUCAGCAUUUUGAAUCUUCAUCAUAAUUGGU
Messenger RNA from Leguminivora glycinivorella, 1470 nucleotides. RefSeq lists its product as uncharacterized. NCBI's taxonomy places the organism in Eukaryota, Metazoa, Arthropoda, Insecta, Lepidoptera, Tortricidae. The record is from RefSeq and is a predicted model, not a curated record. The transcript has a single exon. The coding region runs from base 193 to 513 and encodes 106 amino acids.